This is a messenger RNA of Hibiscus syriacus, 993 nucleotides long. RefSeq names its product probable plastid-lipid-associated protein 8, chloroplastic. The record is from RefSeq and is a predicted model, not a curated record. Bases 30 to 827 code for a protein of 265 amino acids. The transcript is spliced from 4 exons. NCBI's taxonomy places the organism in Eukaryota, Viridiplantae, Streptophyta, Magnoliopsida, Malvales, Malvaceae.
CCAGUUCUUAACAGACACAGGGGGGGGGGAUGAGGAACUGGUGGUUCAAAGCCACCCACAUAUCUUCUCUUGUAUUAUCAUCUCAUGUUGGAAAUCAUCUGCCUGCGCCUUCCGGGAGUCAUUCGUAUCAUCCGUCCAUGGCAGCAUCUUCUUCCUUCACUCUAUCAUCCUCCUUCACCCGCCCUAAACCCUCAUUCUUUGCAUCAAAACCCUUUAAUCUAUCCUUAACCCACACUUCAUUUCCCCUCAAAUCCCAGACUUUCAGGGUUUCUUCAAGUGCCGUUUCCAUCUCCAGUCGCCCCGAUGAUCUCGUUGCUUCUAUUCUCUCCAAGGUGACGCAAACGGAUGGUGGAGUUACACUCACCCCAAACCAGCACCAAGAGGUCGCUCAAGUAGCUAAUGAAUUGCACAAGUACUGCGUUGAUGAACCAGUAAAAUGCCCUUUAAUCUUCGGAGAUUGGGGUGUGGUUUACUGUUCGAAUCCUACCUCACCAGGAGGCGGCUAUAGAAGUACAUUUGGGCGCCUCUUCUUCAAGACCAAGGAAAUGGUUCAGACUGUUGAAGCUCCUGAUUCCGUCCGAAACAAGGUCUCCUUCUCUGUUUUUGGGUUUCUUGAUGGACAAGUCUCCUUGAAAGGAAAACUAAAGGUCCUUGACAAGCAAUGGAUUCAAGUAAUUUUUGAGUCGCCUGAACUGAGGGUCGGAGCAAUGGAGUUCCGGUAUGGUGGUGAGAGUGAGGUCAAGCUGCAGAUCACGUACGUUGAUGAGACGAUCAGACUAGGAAAGGGUUCUAGAGGUUCUUUAUUCGUAUUUCGAAGGCGUGGAUAGCUGUGGGAGAUCUAUCAAGCAGUGCCAGUAAUUGUCAACCAACGCCCUCUUGAUCCCAUUCAUGGAUGUGUCUACACUCUAGAGAAUGCAGGAUUUGAUCCGUAACCAAUUUUUCUACUUUCUAGUUUUUUUUUUUCUCUAUAUACUAAUGCAGAUUUUGUAUGAA